Molecule: messenger RNA, 470 nt
Organism: Drosophila novamexicana
Lineage: Eukaryota; Metazoa; Arthropoda; Insecta; Diptera; Drosophilidae
Product: probable peptide chain release factor C12orf65, mitochondrial
Exons: 1
Coding region: 20-448 (142 amino acids)
Biological process (GO): translational termination
Cellular component (GO): mitochondrion
Molecular function (GO): translation release factor activity
Source: RefSeq, a predicted model, not a curated record
AAGGCCGAAUACUCUAGUAAUGCUCAAGUUGCGAUCUUUGGCUGGUUCACUCUCCAGCAACCUGUGCCGGCUGGCGUCCACGGCUCACUUGGACUACUCACGCUACCCAAGUCUCCAGGAGUCGGACAUUGAGGAGACAUUAAUGCGCGGCAGCGGACCGGGUGGACAAGCCGUAAACAAAACCAACAAUUGCGUCUUUCUACGUCAUCUUCCAACUGGCAUAACCGUCAAGUGUCAUCUACAUCGUUUGGCUUCCAAGAACCGGAUUGAGGCACGUAAAAUAUUGUUGGAUAAGCUCGAUGCGCACCUAAACGGAGAACAGUCAAUUGCAGCACAACAGAAAGUGCUCGAUCAGAAAAAGUCCUCGGAGCGUAAACGCCGGCAAGGCAAAUUGCAGGAGAUGAAGAAGACCUGGCAAAGUCGUGAACGUGAAGAGAAUGAAAAGUGAAGCAGUGUACGCUUAUUGAAAA